This is a messenger RNA of Thamnophis sirtalis, 6808 nucleotides long. NCBI's taxonomy places the organism in Eukaryota, Metazoa, Chordata, Lepidosauria, Squamata, Natricidae. The record is from RefSeq and is a predicted model, not a curated record.
GCAACGGGUUCUCGUCCAACGUAAGUUGAACCUCCCUUCGCUAGACCGGCCUUUCCUUUCACCACUCUGGCCUCCUGGCUGUGACACGUGAGGCUGGGUGUCUCCGCGGCCAUGAAUAUGAAUUAGAACGGGCGGAGCCAGCCUGGGCCUUGAUAGGGAACGUCAUGAAUAUGCAAAGAGUGCGAGGAUCGCCGGAGCCUCCGUUGGGCCCCGGAUCACGAAGCUUGGGGCUGGCCUUUAUGCUGACUUCGGAGUCGCUGCCUGAUGUGAUGGAUUCUAAGCCUCAGCCGCUGUGUUCUUCAUUUUCCAUUACCGCUGCCAAUGGCCGUAAAGACUCUAAACCACCGUCAAGCAGCUCUGAUAUAGGGGAUGCCCGUCCAAAGCCACCUGUGAAACCUAAGCCUUGUGUUCUUCCUAAGCCAGCUGUGCUAGUGAAGCCUAUUCCUGGACUGCGCCAGACGCUUUCUGAGGUGCCUUCUGCAGAAAAGAUCAAUUUGUUGGCUGGGCCUAAGCCAUAUAGCAGUGGAGCUGGCAGUGCUGUAAAGCGCCUUUCCUUUAACUUGAAGUGCUCUCCAAGAGAAGUUACCAAUGGGAAAGAGGUUCCAUCUCCUUUCUCCAUUGGAGGCAAGUCAUCUGAAGAUAAAGAAGAGGCUGAGCCCGCCAAAAAAUCCAGUGCUAUUGAAAGAGCUUCUGAGGAGGAAUGUAGAGAAUCGUCUAGUGUAGCCAAAUGCACACUCCCCUUCAAAGUGAAACCAGUGCCAGUAGCAACUAAGCCAGAACGUUUUCCUGGGACCACAGUGGAGGAAAUCUUGGCCAAAAUGGAAAAACCCAGUUCACCCAGCUCUGACUUGCCUCGGCUAGUACGCUCUUUCUUCAGCCAAGAUGGUAGUUCAACUAUUCACCUAGGGCCUAAGGGUUAUGUUGCCUUUCAGAGAAGUUCCAGUGGAGAAGGAGUAGGAACUGAUCCAGAAGGGUCUGCUUACCGAGUCUCCUGUGAAAUUAAGGAGAGGAGUUUAUCAAGGAUCAAGGAAUUAAAGGAAGAAAACAGGAGCGUAAAUGAGCAGCAUGUGUCUGAAUCUCAACAGCCAGAGGCAGAGGUCGAAACAAAUGAGAUUUUCCUUCCUACAGACAGCAGCUCCAGCCAGCCUAGCACGGGCUGUGAAGGAGACCAGCUUGAAUCCAGCAGUCCACUGUCUUCUCCUGGUACCAAGUUCUCUUCCAGAGUCACACCCGGAUCUCCUGAUGCCCCUUCUGAAACAACCCAACCCCCUGGUGCUCCGUACCUUCCAACAGAUGUCCCACGUAGUGAAGCUUUGCUUCCACCAGGUUCCCCUGACGGAACUGCUAAAUCCUCCAGAAGUCCUCUGGUAGACUCUGUCAGUCACAUUCAGUUUGCAGAUCCCCCUGUAACAAUUGCAGAUCCCUGGCCUCCAGGAUCCCCUAUUAAGACUUCUCUAGGACAGUCCUUGCUUUCAGACGUGGCAGAUGUUUCUGCAAGAUACCCUGAAGUCCCUCUUCUCCCUGAGCAUACUGCCAGUUUGAGCCAUCCGCCCAUUGAAUAUAAUCUGCAGUCUCACCAAUGUCUUACAGGAGUCUCAGAAUCCCCUGGCUCCCCUAGCAUUCUUUCAAAGUGCCAUGUUCGUUCCGAUCAGCCUCCAGGGUCCCCUUCAUGCAUACCAGACACCCUACUCAACAGGGGAAAAGAUUAUCUCAAAAAUCAAAUUCGUCCUCUUGAGGAGAAGGCUCCCCUGCUAAAUCAGCGUCGUGCUUCAGAGGGAGUGGUGCAACCACAGGGUAAAAAAAUGGUCAGGGAAGAACUAGGAGGUUCUUUAGCUGCACUGCCAAGAGAGAAGGACCCACCUGUAGAGCAGAAUUUAGGAGGAGAGUCUAGUUGGAGUCUGUCACAGUCAUUUGAAUGGUCAUUCUCUAAUCAGGGACUGGAGUUGUGUGGGAAGAGACUAGUAUCUCCUCCCAACUCUCCCAUUCAGGAACACGAUGAUGACAACCUUUCGGAAGCAGAAUUGGAUGGAGAGAUCCCUCCCAUUCAAGGAUCAUAUCAAGAGGCAGGUUCAGAGAGACAAAUCGGGAAAGAGGAGGAGACUGAGGCUAGUGAGCACAGUGCCAGUAAGGAAUCUGAAAGUAACUGGAAGAAGAUUGAGGGGCAGCUAGAAGUCCAAUCUACUCUUGAGUUGUCAGCACCUGGUGGUCCUUCUGUUCAGAGAAAGAUUGGUGGCCCUAAUCUAAAGGGCCCAGUAGUGGCUGAAGAGGUUACUUUUCAAGAGGAUCAUGAUGAUUUCCUCCAAUUUUCCCCAAACUUUGAGGAAGAGGCUCUACGAGCAAUGGAGCCAUUACCAAGUGUAGAGGAAACUGCUCCUCCUGCAGAGCCUUGCAUCUUGUUCUCAGAAAGUGCCCAGGUGCAGACAGCCGACACCUGUCAGGAAGAAUGUGAUGCCCUGGGAAUGGCACAGGAAGCCAAGAUGGGGAACUCUGACCUACUGGGUGGAGUUGAACCUGGUCCUAGUUCACAUUGGCUAGAUGAGCUUCUGGCAUCUCCUCCACCUAGCACUGAUGAUGCAAAGAAAAGAAGUACAUCCAAGGUAGAAGACCCCACAGGACCACAGGAUCUUCUGGGAUGGUCACGGAAGGACCUUCAUAGCGAGUUUGGCAUCGUAGGUGCUGAUCAUUCUGAUACCUUUCGCUUGGAUUGGACUGCCGAUGUGUCCAAAGUUAAAUGGCUGGGAGAAACAGAACAGGAUCGUGAGUUUGGCACUGGCUCACAGGACUGGCCAAACUCAUACACUGUUGGUAAUCCCAAAAGUCAGGAUAUGGAAUUUGGUACCGGCCAGCAAGAAUGGGCUAGAGGAUCGCCGUUACUGGGCAGUUCCAGUCCAGUGCAAGAAGAGUGGCUUGCUUCUUAUAGUAGCCAUGGUGCUGAUCAUCCAACUGAGGAAUCCAAUUGGAGCAGCACAUACAACAUCAGUACUGCUGAGGAUCAGCACGCAGAACCCUAUGUGAGGAAGCCUGGCUGGCCUAGUCUCUGCCAAGCUGGCAGUGAUCAACAGAGCAGUGAGUUUGUUGCAGUUGAGAAAACAGAUUGGAGCAGCCAAUAUCAAGAUGCUGCUGCUGAAACAACUGACUGGUCCAAAUAUCAUAUGGAAAAUGUCAGUUGUCCAGAAUCAGAUGUCAGCCCCGAAUUGGCAAAGGUGCCUAGUGAGUACACUAUUGAGAGUCAACUAGAAACAAAGUUCAGUGUUAAACAUUCAGAUGACAGCACCCCAAUUUCUGUGUUCAGUGCCAGCCAUUUAGGCUGGCCUAGUGAAUCUGGUUCUGGCAACGGUACUAGUCAAUUACAAAGAGAGUUCACUGCCCAUCAGGUGGAACUAUCUAGUGAACCUCAGAACUGUCCAGAAGUUCAGCUUAGUUUUCAGCAGGACUCGGGACUAGAUACAUCUGGCUUUGAUGAUGACAGUUAUCCAGAGUCUAAACUGAAUGUCAAACAGUCUGACUCGCCUAGUAAGUGUGAUACAGAGAUUGCCCAAAGCCAAGAUGAUGAGUUCAUUGUUGGUAAAUCUGAUGGAGCCAAAGAAUACGAUGGUGAAAUAGGUUGUAGAAUUGAAAUAGAUGGUGGCAUCAAAAGCAAUAACUCUCAAAUGGACGUGGAUAAUCAAGAAUUUUAUGCCCUAAGACCAAUUUGGUCUGAUGAAUACUGCUUGGGUAAAUUUGAACCACGAGAGGAUACUACUGGUAGAGGAGAUUGGAUCAAAGACUCUGAAUUUUCAGAAAGUGAACAUAAUGAUACUACAGGACGGGAUCUAAUAGCUGGAUUUGGCUCAUUAGAUUUGUCUGAUCAAAAAUUCACAGUCAAUUUAGAGGAAUCAACAGACAACCUAAUGCAUCAGGCUGGGAAUUUAACAAAUUUGGCCAUGGACGAAUCCCAAGGAAUCGCAGAAGGUGAAUCUGAAUGGACUCUACAUCUUAACACUGGAGAAUUGACUAUCUCCGGUGACUUAAAUGUUGAGAGCUUAGAAGCUGAUAAAAAACCUGCAGAGAAGCAUCUUCCUUUUGGCAUGGACACUUCAUCUGCCUCAUCAAAUACAAGAUCGGUGAAUGCAGAAGAAGGCAGAGAACCUGAUGUUGGACAAGCAGAUUUAAUUAACAAUAUGGAAGUAUCUGAUAGUGCAAAGACAGAUGUAUCUGAUUUGAGACCCAAGGCUUUGGAUGGGGCUGAAGUGGCAUAUAGGGAUGAGAGCCGUCAUUUGGGGGGUAUUGUUUUGGAAGAUGAUGUGAUGCAGCAUCAAGGAGCAACACCAGUAUGUGGAGAGAGCAGAAAAUGCCAUAGUCAGCGCCUGUCCAGUCCCAGCUGCCUGCUGGAAGGAAUGGUGUCCAGGUGUGCCAACAGACCAGAGGUUCAGCAGAAGAGGCCUGCCUCCUUCCAUAGCUGCCAUUCGGAAGAAGAGAGGAAGCUGAAUAACUUGCCCAGUGAGAUGGUGUCAGCAGCUGAAAAGAUCAGGCCAUCUCCAUUCCCAUUGGAGGAUGUAGGAGAGGUUUUAUCUGACACGGAUGGUGACAUCAGCCAGCUGGAUAGUGGAAAUGGGAGCCAGCCACCAGAAAGGCAAAGUGAAAGUCAAGCCACACAAUCUAUUUCCCAGGAUGAUUGUGCUUCGGAAGGAGCUGAAGCAGUAACAAGAAAAAAAUUCACUUUCUUGGAGGAUACCGAGAUUCUUGAUAAUAGUGCACAUCGAGACCGUGCAAAUUUGGGCCGUAAGCGGGGUCAUCGAGCCCCAAUCACUCGAGCAGGAGGUAUUGCGUUAGAGAAUGACAGGAACAGCUGGAUGUUCAAAGAUUCUACAGAGCCCCAGUUAGUUUCUACAGUCUCUGAUGAAGAAGUCCAUGAGGAGUCAAAGAGCAAGAAGUCACGAAGCUCUCCAUUGUCCAAGGGGGUAAAGGUAGCCCUCUUCCCAGGCCUCAGUCCUUCAGCUUUGAAGGCUAAAUUGCGAGGGAGAAACCGCUCCACUGAGGAAGGGGAACCACAAGGUGAAGUAAAGGAGGCUCCUGUACAGCGUUCUAAAUCAUGCAAGAUUGGCAGCACUAGUGGGAAGCCUCUGGUGCUGCCACCUAAGCCAGAUAAAUCCUCAGGAUCUGAAACUUCCUCACCCAACUGGCUGCAGGUUCUGAAGCUGAAAAAGAAGAAAAGUUGAAAUCCAACCAACCUUCAGGCAAGUAUCUCGGAAGGAGAUAUGAAUCUGUCUUCCCAAGAAGGCAUUUGAUCCUGCAGCUUUGCAGUGGAAUCAUACUGCACACUUAGGCAUUUUGGUUCUGCAGCUGCAAAUAACGUUUGUGGAAUUUGGCAGCUUGUCCAGAGUUCCCACAGCAAAAUGCUUAUGGCUGCUCUAAGACCUGGAAUUGCUGUCCCUAAGGAAGAUCAGGCACUUAAACUCCAACAUUCUUCAUGGCUGACAUGUUUGGAUGAACCGUAAGAGUAUCUGUUAGAUUUCUGAAUUGCCAUUAUUCAUAAAUCCUCAAUUAUCUCUUCCAUGUGCUUCAUCACAUUCUGACUUGAGAUACAUUUGCAGCAUCAAGAAGGUGUUAUUAACAUUCCAUAAUUGAGAUUGCAGUUUGCUUUUUUAAUGAAUUGAUGCUGGGGGAAUAUUUGCAUCUUCUGACGUAACGUAGCAAUGUGAAUUGGGUUAUUUAUUUAUUUAUUUAUUUUGCUGCCCCUGGGCUCAUCAGAGAUAACUUUCUGGGCAAAAGUUUGCACUGUCUGUAUUCUCCUUUGGCUUUUAAUAAAACAGUGCUGUGAGAUUGGGCUUCUCAUAUAUUUCAACAUUUUGUUCUGAUGGAAGUCCAGAAUUACUAGAGGACAAAUUCUUUUCUUAGAAUUGCUUGAAUGGGAGAAGACUGCACUAGUAAAUUAUUUUACAUAUCAUUGCAGCUGUGCCUAGGAUGGCACUCCUGCAUCCUAAAUAGGUAUAUUAGCCUUGGGUUUCAUUAUAUUUUUGUUCUUGCUUGUUGGGAUCUCGGCAGUCAGGCCUCCGCUUUUCUUUUACCAGCAGCCAGAUAUCGGUAUCCAUAUCUUGGCAGAAUUGAGCCAUGGUAACAUUUGCAGAUCCUCUUUGCGAUUUUUCUUUGUGAAUAGCCUGGGUAAAAAACAAUCCUGGCGCUCAUCAUAUGAUGUGACUCAAAGGAGACGUUUGGAAAAAUAGUUCUGCAAGAAUCAGCAUUCUGCUGGUUUAUGCAAUUAUUAUAUUAUCAUUCUCUACCAUGGAAAUGCAUGAAUAAUGUCUUCCAGUGCAGAGUGGCCUGAUAAAUCAUCCUGUAUUUUACUUGCCCUUCUUUGAUUGACUCACUUUUGACUGAAUUGUCAUGCUAGUGGGUUUUCCACUUAAGUCAGUUCCUGCCAAAGCACCCAUUUAAUAGUACUAGUAGUAACAGUAGCAAUAAUAGGAAUAAAAUAUUGCCAAAUUCUAUCUGAAUCUUGAAUGAGAAUGCCAGGAGCUCACAAGAUGGCAGUAAUUUCAGUUAGCACGGUCUUGUGCUAAAAUAUUUUGAGGUGGUUUUUUGGGUAACAGUCUGAAAAAGUCAAUAGCCCUUGAUUUAAAUGAUUUUGUUGCAGAAUCUUUUUUGUGUAGUCCCAAAAGUACUCCAUGGGAUCUGACAUGAUGCACAACUGAAAAGAGUUUUAAAAAGUCACCAUGCUACAAUUAAGUUGUUCCAGAGAGUGUGCUGGUUUACAUGGGAGGCUAAACAUACAGGUAGGUAGGUAGGUAGGUAGGUAGGUAGGUAGGUAGGUAGGUAGGUAGGUAGGUAG